GAGGCUGGGAAAUGGAAGAGCAUUGUGCCAGCACCUGGUGAGGGCCUUCUUGCCAUGUUAUAUGUGAUGGUUUUUACUGAUGCCCUGCACAGAGAGAGGUCUGUAAAGUGGCAAGCAGGAGUCUGUUACAAUGGAGGAAAGGAUUUUGCUGUAUCUCUUGUCAGGCCCAAGACUGCAGAGGGAAUUG
Molecule: messenger RNA, 187 nt
Organism: Mandrillus leucophaeus (drill)
Lineage: Eukaryota; Metazoa; Chordata; Mammalia; Primates; Cercopithecidae
Gene: DELEC1
Product: deleted in esophageal cancer 1
Exons: 2
Source: RefSeq, a predicted model, not a curated record